Messenger RNA from Cucumis melo (muskmelon), 1697 nucleotides. Its product is annotated as cytosolic Fe-S cluster assembly factor NBP35. Bases 368 to 1438 code for a protein of 356 amino acids. NCBI's taxonomy places the organism in Eukaryota, Viridiplantae, Streptophyta, Magnoliopsida, Cucurbitales, Cucurbitaceae. Gene Ontology annotation, molecular function: ATP-dependent FeS chaperone activity; ATP binding; 4 iron, 4 sulfur cluster binding. The transcript has 4 exons. Gene Ontology annotation, cellular component: cytosol. Gene Ontology annotation, biological process: iron-sulfur cluster assembly. The record is from RefSeq and is a predicted model, not a curated record.
AACAUGCCCAAAAUCUCUACCAAUUUUUACGAGUUCCAGAGAGGAUAUACAGUGAACUUGGAAAAACAAUUUACGAAAUCCUUUCUCCUUUUGCAAGUGUGUGCCGAACGAAAAGGGGUCUGCCGAACGAAAGAACGAAAAACCCUCGUCCCUAGCUCUCGCGAUCUCUGUUCGUCUCUCUACUGCCGACGGCCCUUCUCGACGACGGUCGUUCAUCCGACGACGACGACGUCUCUCCUGUAGGAAUAUACUUCUUUAAGCACGGACCCAUUCCUAUAAUAAAGCUAAUAGGUGAAUGAUUUCUCCUGCAAGGAAAGACAUCAAAUUCGCAAAAAUCUCAUUGGCGUUGAAGAAGAAGACAUAGCCAAUGGAGAAUAGCGAAAUCCCUGAAAACGCCAAUGAAAAUUGCCCGGGUCCUGAGUCGGAGUCUGCAGGGAAAUCAGAUGCCUGUCAAGGAUGUCCCAACCAAUCCAUUUGUGCUACUGCACCUAAAGGCCCUGACCCAGACCUGAUUUCAAUAGCGGAACGAAUGGCAACGGUUAAGCACAAGAUUCUUGUUCUAUCAGGUAAGGGUGGGGUUGGAAAGAGCACAUUCUCUGCUCAGCUUGCAUUUGCCCUUGCUGCCAUGGACUUCCAGGUGGGUCUCCUUGAUAUUGAUAUUUGUGGCCCGAGUAUCCCAAAGAUGCUAGGUCUAGAAGGUCAAGAUGUGCAUCAGAGUAACCUUGGAUGGUCCCCUGUUUACAUAGAGUCCAACCUUGGAGUUAUGUCGAUUGGUUUCAUGCUCCCUAACCCCGACGAAGCGGUCAUUUGGAGAGGCCCUCGAAAAAAUGGGCUUAUUAAGCAGUUUCUAAAGGAUGUGUAUUGGGGAGAGCUUGAUUUUCUGGUUGUUGAUGCUCCACCUGGGACUUCAGAUGAGCACAUAUCAAUUGUACAAUGCCUCAAGGCUACUGGAAUCGACGGUGCAAUCAUCGUCACAACUCCACAACAAGUGUCUCUCAUUGAUGUGCGGAAAGAAGUGAGUUUCUGCAAAACAGUAGGAGUAGAAGUUCUUGGAGUUGUAGAGAACAUGAGCAGCUUGUGCCAACCACUAUUAGAUAUGAAGUUCUUGAAGACAACAGAGGCCGGAGAGCAGACAGAUGUAACAGAAUGGGUGGGAGAGUACAUUCGAGAAAAAGCGCCAGAGCUUCUAAACUUGAUUACUUAUAGUGAAGUGUUCGAUAGUAGCGGAGGUGGUGCUGCAAAAAUGUGUAGGGAGAUGGAUGUGCCAUUCCUAGGGAAGGUACCAUUGGAUCCACAGCUUUGCAAGGCAGCUGAAGAAGGAAGGUCCUGUUUUGGUGACCAAAAAUGUGGGGUAAGUGCCUCAGCACUGAAGAAGAUUAUAGAGAAGUUGAUACAAAAUCAAGGGUUUUCAACAAUGUCAAUAGAUGCUAAAGCCUAGGACAGACAGCACAGCUUUUGAACACACGUGGUUGUGCAAUUACUUAAUACAGCACAACUUUUGAACACAUCUUUGGUCCUCUUAGUUUGUAAGGUAUCAUAAUAUACUUCACUUUUAUCACUCUUUCACAAAAGGUAUAUGUUUGUCUCCUUUUGGUGGAUUUAAAGUUAUCUCAUUCCUAUUGCUUAGUGAAUAUUCCUACACAUCAAUUUGUUAAACUCGAAAGAAGAAUGUUAGGGAAAAAUAAUUUUUGGGUUUA